Dendrobium catenatum is the source of this 732-nucleotide messenger RNA. Its product is annotated as small nuclear ribonucleoprotein SmD3b. NCBI's taxonomy places the organism in Eukaryota, Viridiplantae, Streptophyta, Magnoliopsida, Asparagales, Orchidaceae. The record is from RefSeq and is a predicted model, not a curated record. The transcript is spliced from 5 exons. The coding region runs from base 128 to 523 and encodes 131 amino acids. Gene Ontology annotation, cellular component: precatalytic spliceosome; U12-type spliceosomal complex; SMN-Sm protein complex. Gene Ontology annotation, biological process: spliceosomal snRNP assembly; RNA processing. Gene Ontology annotation, molecular function: RNA binding.
CAUUAGUCUAAUGAUUUAUAGAUUUUCUUUUCCAAGGUUUGCUAACAUAUUGUCUGUGAAGACUAGGGUUUUUGGAUGACUUGACGAAGCUCCGCUGCCCAACAGAGACAAGAGAGAGUGAAACGAAAUGAGCCGGAGCCUUGGGAUUCCGGUGAAGCUUUUGCACGAGGCGGCGGGACACGUCGUGACAGUGGAGCUUAAGAGCGGCGAGCUCUAUAGAGGUAGCAUGAUCGAGUGCGAGGACAACUGGAACUGCCAACUCGAGAACAUCACAUACACCGCCAAGGAUGGUAAAGUGUCACAACUUGAGCAUGUUUUCAUCAGAGGAAGUAAAGUCAGAUUUAUGGUCAUACCUGAUAUGCUAAAGAAUGCUCCAAUGUUCAAACGUUUGGAUGCAAGAAUCAGGGGCAAAGGAUCUUCUCUUGGUGUUGGGCGUGGCCGUGCAGUCGCAAUGCGUGCAAGAGCUCAAGCUGCUGGUAGGGCUGCGCCUGGUCGAGGUGGCCCUCCUCCACUCAGGAGAUAGUCGAAUUUCUAUAUGAAUUAUUGAUUUCCACUAGUCAGGAGUUAGUCAAACUUCUUUAUGCGGAAAAUUGAAUUGCUUUAUUAAGUUGUUUUUGAAAGAAGCCAUGUAGAUUAUUUUACUGUUCUCACAUUUCUGAAUCUAAUGGUUGCCUGUUUUUGAACCUUUUUUUUUCAUUAUUUAAAGAUCUGCUCCUUACCUCAACCUCCAAA